AGCAGCAGGCAUUGACUGCGCGCCGGAGGAGCUGUGGGAUGCUGCUGAACACACCCUGCUCAUUUUACAUCAACGUGAACCCACAAGCUGACAAACACCAGAACCAGCACCAAAUAUGAGGCGUAGUAGCGGCUGAUAACUCCGGGUUUUACCCAAAUGUUUCCGUGAUGGCAGCGUCGAAGAUGUCUGUGGCUGUGGUGGUGGUCCUCUCGGUGCUGCUCACGGGAGCAUCCCAUGCCGGGCCGGAGAUGGACCCCUACAAAGUAUUGGGUGUAACCAGGAGUGCCAGCCAGGCGGAGAUCAAGAAGGUCUAUAAGCGCCUCGCAAAAGAAUGGCAUCCGGACAAAAACAAAAAUGCAGGUGCUGAAGACAUGUUUAUCAAGAUUACCAAAUCGUAUGAGAUCCUUUCCAGCGAAGACAAGCGCGGCAACUAUGACCGUUACGGGCAGACGGAUGACACCCAACCGUACGGCGGCGCUCGCUACGGUCAUCGCCACGACAGCUUUUACUUUGACGAAUCCUUCUACAACUUCCCCUUCAACAGCAAGAACCACAGGGACUUUGGUGACAACAAGUACACGUUGCACUUCAACCAGUAUGUAAACGACGUGGUGCCUGACAGCUACAAGAGGCCGUACCUGAUAAAGAUCACCUCCGACUGGUGCUUCAGCUGCAUCCACAUCGAGCCUGUGUGGAAAGAGGUGGUGCAGGAGAUGGAGACUCUAGGUGUCGGGGUUGGCGUGGUGGAUGUCGGCCAUGAGAGGCGCUUGGCCAAUCACCUCGGGGCUCAUCGCACGCCGUCCAUACUAGGAGUCAUCAAUGGCAAGGUGACGUUUUUCCAUUACGCCGUAGCGAAGGAGCACCUGAGGCAGUUUGUGGAAGACCUUCUUCCUCAGAGACUCGUUGAAUGGGUCACCGACAAGAAUGACCUGCAGUUCCUGAGCAGCUGGCAUGAGCUGAACAAGCCACACGUGCUUCUGUUCGACCAAGUGCCUGUAGUUCCUCUGCUUUACAAACUGACAGCUUUUGUCUACAAGGACUACUUGCAGUUUGGCUAUGUGGACCAGGGCCUUUCAGAGACGGCAAAUCUGCAGAAAGAGUUCAACAUCAACACGUACGCUCCGACCAUGCUGGUCUUCAAGGAGAACAUUGACAAGCCCGCUGACAUUAUUCAGGCUAAAGGAAUGAAAAAGCAAAUUAUUGACGAGUUCAUGUCAAACAACAGAUUCCUCCUCGUGCCGCGGCUGGUCAAUCAGAAGCUCUUCGAUGAGCUCUGUCCCGUCAAACAGUUCCACAGACGCAGGAAAUACUGUGUGCUGCUGAUCACAGGUGACGAAGAGACCUUUUCUCUUGGGAACCAUGCGUUUCUCUCAUUUGCAUCUACCAAUGCCAAGGAAGUUGUGAGAUUUGCUUAUGUGUACCAACGGCUACAGCGACCUCUAUGUGACGUGUUUACACAGAGCAAGGACGGCGCAGAGUCAUCAGCACAGGUGGUGAUCCUGGAGAGGCGUAAUGCCGCGGGGAAGGCCCUGUUCAAGCCGGUAACCGGCUGGAACGGCAGCGAGGAGGACAAGCAGCGUCUCCUGGAGGAGCUGGAGCGACUGCAGAAGGACCCGUCCAUCCUCGUCCACGAUGCCGUGCUGCCCGAGCUCAACAACGAGUUUGCCUCUAUGUUCGCGAUCCGAUGGAUCUACGCGUCGUACGAUUACCUCUCCGAGGUCGUUGAUGAUAUUUUGCACAACAACUGGCGUGAGAUGAUGCCUCUCCUGUCCCUCAUAUUCUCGGCCCUGUUCAUCCUGUUUGGAACCGUGGUCAUCCAGGCCUUCAGUGACUCAAGUGAAGAUACGCAGACUAAACCAAAGGCAAAAGAUGGAUCAAAAGCAGAGAAUGGGUCGCCCGGGACUGGUAGUGCUUCAAGUCGGCCUCCUAAAAAGAGUUUUGUGGAGGUGACGGAGCUGACGGAUAUCACCUACAUGAGCAACCUGGUGAAACUGAGGCCGGGGCACAUGAACAUAGUGCUGGUGCUCACUGACGCCUCCAAGAACAUCCUCCUAAGCAAGUUUGCCAAAGAGGUCUACUCCUUCACAGGGAGCCUGACGCUGCAUUUCUCCUUCCUGAAUAUGGACAAGCACGGCGAGUGGAUGUUCACGCUGCUGGAAUACGCCCAGGACGCCACGCAGAUCGACGCCGACGAGGACGAGGACGGCGCCGGCAACCGCAAGAUGGACUACACGGGCUACGUGCUGGCGCUCAACGGCCACAAGAAGUACCUCUGUCUCUUCAGGCCCGUCUACACCGGGGAGGACCCCGACAGCAAGUCGUCUGAGGACGAAGGGGCCGGCCCGCGGGGGAGGUCCAGGUGCGGCUCCCGCGAAGACCACCCGCCGCGCAGAUCCAAGCGGUCCCGCAGCUUAUCCACCCUGCAGAUCCACCACAAGCUGGACCGCCUGGGGCUGUGGAUGGAGAGGCUCAUGGAAGGCACUCUGCACCGCUACUACAUCCCCACCUGGCCCGGACUGGACAAAAUCACCCCCCGGUAAAUAGACGGAGGCGAGUUUCGCCCGAGGUCACGGCUUGGAGCUGUCCUUUUUUGCACUCCAGAUAUUUCCUAGUUACAGAUGUCUGUGUGAUAAAUUAUCUACCGGGGGAAAGGUCCUUCAGCCAGGCCCUCUGGCACUCAUCGUUGCAUGCUACUUCCCGCUGUUGGUAGUCAUACUUCAUUUGGGCAAGGAAGGCUUUUGCUGCAGUCAGACACACCCUAAAGGAGGCGGGACAAUACGUUUGUCUUCACAUAUAAAUACUGUGAAUAGAGAUGCAUGUCUCUUAACACCAAAUGUCUCGCCUUUUUGGGCAUCUCAGCCAAAUCUAUUUUCAGCUGCUGAAGACGUUGGUCUAUUUAACAACCUCAGUUAGACGGUAGCUUUAUGUAGCAGACAUUGCAAUCCAACUGUCCCAUUUCAUUUUCUCAAUGUUUCUCAAGUCGACUGAUGCUUUGUCAUUGUGUCCUCUUAAAUUCAGUAGACAAUGAGAGUGAAGUCACACUAUAACUUAAUUCCAAAACAAAGAGUGUAAAAUGUAAUUUGUUGGUACAAUGUGAUGUAAAUAUUGAAUGCAAUCGUGUCAUCUACAGGACCUGUAUUUUAAAGAUUAUCUAACUUUAAAGAUAAGGUGAAUGUUUUACAUGGAUUUAUUAAAAUGAUGUAGCUUUGUUUUCAUUAACAUUUUCUUUAACAAGUAAGUGUUAAAAAAAGUUGGUCGUCAGUUGGUCUUCAUUGGUGCAUUUA
This is a messenger RNA of Pungitius pungitius (ninespine stickleback), 3284 nucleotides long. RefSeq names its product DnaJ (Hsp40) homolog, subfamily C, member 16 (gene dnajc16). Bases 168 to 2540 code for a protein of 790 amino acids. NCBI's taxonomy places the organism in Eukaryota, Metazoa, Chordata, Actinopteri, Perciformes, Gasterosteidae. The transcript has 15 exons. The record is from RefSeq and is a predicted model, not a curated record.